Penicillium angulare is the source of this 342-nucleotide messenger RNA. RefSeq lists its product as uncharacterized. NCBI's taxonomy places the organism in Eukaryota, Fungi, Ascomycota, Eurotiomycetes, Eurotiales, Aspergillaceae. The transcript has a single exon. The coding region runs from base 1 to 342 and encodes 113 amino acids. The record is from RefSeq and is a predicted model, not a curated record.
AUGACACUAGUACGGCUUCAAGCACGAGUGCAGGCCCCAGCCUCUAUCCUCCCCUUACAGCGAGAAGCUUUUAACCUUCUCAGCCGCCGAGCACACCCCAAAGAUUCCAAGCCCGAGCGCGAGGAUCGCUCUGCGCAGCGGGGUUCCGGCGGCACGGAAGGCUCACCCAAACACCCGAUUCCCUCCAACCAGGCACACCCAACUCUUCAAGAUGGCAAAGACUCACCCAUCGCCGACUUUAAGGGCAAUCUGCGGAAGGAUCUUCCAAAAGAUGUGCAGGACCAUAACAAGGAAGUUGAACGCCGAAAGGAUCGGCCACAAAAUCAAUCUCAUAACAGAUGA